Molecule: messenger RNA, 1119 nt
Organism: Neltuma alba
Lineage: Eukaryota; Viridiplantae; Streptophyta; Magnoliopsida; Fabales; Fabaceae
Exons: 2
Coding region: 1-1119 (372 amino acids)
Source: RefSeq, a predicted model, not a curated record
AUGACUAUUUCAUACAAAUUGUUGUGGAAGAGCUUUCCAAAUUUAGAGGAGCUGAAACUGCAGGGUCACAUUAAAAAGGCUUCUGGAGGGGAUGAUGUUCAUCUCCCAAUUAAAUUUAGUCUUGAAUGUAUUGCCAAUAUCACGAGCUUGGUACCACUCUUAGUUUCUUCGCCAAAUCUCACACAUCUCCACGUGGCAUAUUGUUUUCAGUUGACCACUUUGAUGACGUCAUCAGUUGCUCGAAGCUUGGUUCAUCUCACAAGUCUCUCAAUUAGCAACUGCAUUGAAAUAAAGGAAAUUAUAUGGAAGCAGGAAGGAGAGGAUGAUGACGAUGAGGAAGUCGUUUUCAGCAAGUUGCAGUAUUUGAGACUCGAGAAACUGUCAAGAUUGAAGAGAUUUUGCGGCUACAAUUUUACUUUCAGGUUUCCAUUAUUGGAUCAACUGAUCAUAACAGAAUGUCCAAAAUUCAAAGUAUUUUCUCCAGGACUCAUUGAUACACCAUCUCUUAAAAGCGUUCAAGUAUCACAACAUCAGAUUGGAGAACAUCAUGAAAUUUGGGACACCAAUCUUAACAAAACAAUCUACCAACAGAGAUUUGUGGCGUCAAGAGAGGCGGUGUUAGAUGAGGAUGAUGUUAGCACGAUAAGGAAUGACCAAUUUCCAGUGGACAGUUAUCCUCAAGUGAAAAUUCUUCGCAUAGAAGGAUUUGAUGAUGAAGGGGUAACAUUUCCGUAUACAUUGCUUGAAAGAUUUCCGCAGCUGAAUGAACUUCAUGUGGAGGAUAGUUCCUUUGAGGAGAUAUUCCCAUCACCCAUUGUUUAUCAGAUUCCACCAUUCAAGCAACUCCACCUUGUCAAUUUGGAUCGUCUCAAGAACAUAUGGGCUGAUGAUUCUGACUUGAAUAUUACAUUGGCACCAUCAAAUUCCACUUUAUUUCAUAAUUUGACAGUGUUGAAGGUGUUGCGAUGUCAUCAACUCGUCUAUUUAAUGACAAAUUCAGCUGCCAAAAGUUUGGUGAAUCUUGAAAUGUUGGAAAUAGAAGAUUGCAAAAAGAUGGAGGAAAUUGUAAAGAAUGAGAGUAAUGAAGAUAUAGAAGUGGAAUCACAUUCAGUGCGCUGA